Molecule: messenger RNA, 2724 nt
Organism: Coniosporium apollinis CBS 100218
Lineage: Eukaryota; Fungi; Ascomycota; Dothideomycetes
Exons: 3
Coding region: 1-2724 (907 amino acids)
Biological process (GO): proteolysis
Molecular function (GO): serine-type endopeptidase activity; dipeptidyl-peptidase activity
Source: RefSeq, a predicted model, not a curated record
AUGGCGAGCGAAAGCUUGCUGGCCGUCGACGAAGCCCAGCCUCUCACUAGAACAGAACACCCCCCGAGGCGAUCAGACGACGAACCCCGAGACUCCCUUUCCUCCGCUUCGACUACAUCGCUUGUGCUUGAAGGCCUAAACGAUUACCUCCCCAAAGCCAUCCACCCUCAGCGAUACACCGAUAGCAAGAGCUACCCCCGCAAACAAGAAGCCUUCGACAUCGAGGAUGGACAAGAGUAUCACGGCGUCCGGCCCGCGGAUAGGAAAUACCGGCGCCUGUUCUGGACACUCGGGCUGGUCGGCUUUGUAGGGUGGUUGCUUGCGCUGCUGCUGUUCGUGUCCCGAGGCACAUACCAGCAUUCGUCGAGCCGGCCGCAUGACCCAGCCGCAACGGUCUCGAGGGGGUCGGGAAAGAAAGUUACGUUAGAGCAGACGCUGAUUGGCGCGUGGUACCCGAAGAGGCACGCACUGUCCUGGAUUGCGGGGGCGAACGGUGAGGAUGGCUUGCUACUGGAAAGAGGUGGAGGAGGCGGAAAGGAUUAUCUCGUGGUGGAGGAUGUGCGACAACGGGAGGGACAUCCACACGCCAGCAAUGGGACAACAUUGAUGAAACAGAGCAGUUUCUACGUGGGUUCGACGUGGGUGUCUCCGUCUGAGGUCUGGCCUAGCGCAGACUUGAAGAAGGUCCUUGUUGUGUCUGAUCGCGAGAAGAAUUGGAGACACUCGUACACAGGUAGAUACUGGGUAUUCGAUGUACACACACAGACCGGAGAGGCGCUUGACCCGGAUAAGCCGGGUGAACGGAUACAGCUUGUUAAGUGGUCGCCAACAUCGGAUGCUAUCGUGUUUACUCGGAACAACAACAUAUUCCUCCGCAAACUGAGUUCCAGAACAGUCACACAGAUCACCAAAGACGGAGGCAAAGAAGUGUUCUACGGCGUGCCUGACUGGGUAUAUGAGGAGGAAGUAUUCUCUGGAAACAGCGCAACUUGGUGGUCUGAGGAUGGCAAGUACAUUGCGUUCCUGCGGACCGAUGAGUCGGCCGUGCCUACAUAUCCAGUCCAGUACUUCCUUUCCAGGCCCAGCAACAAGCAGCCGAAGCCUGGCGAAGAGAACUACCCCGAAGUGCGGAACAUCAAGUACCCGAAAGCUGGAGCUCCGAAUCCAGUCGUCAAUCUCCAGUUCUACGACAUGACCAAGGAUGAGAUCUUCUCGGUGCCCAUAGACGGUGACUUCGAUGACUCCGACAGGUUGAUCACCGAGGUGAUCUGGGCUGGCCGCAGCGGCAAAGUCCUGGUUCGAGAGACGAACCGCGAGAGCGACCUACUAAAGCUUGUGCUCAUGGACGUUGAGCGGCGCACAGGCAAGACCGUCAGGACUCAAGACGUCGCUGCGCUUGACGGUGGUUGGUUCGAGAUUACAGAACAUACCGUCUUCGUCCCAAGCGAUCCUGGCAAGGGCCGCGCUCAUGAUGGAUAUGUCGACACUAUUAUACAUGAAGGCUACAACCAUCUAGGAUACUUCACCCCGCUGGAUAAUCCAGAGCCACUUGUGCUGACUUCCGGUGAAUGGGAGGUAGUGGAUGCGCCUUCAGCGGUGGACCUGGUGAACAACCUGGUCUACUUUGUGGCAACGAAGGAAAGCUCCAUCCAACGCCAUGUGUACCGUGUGAAUCUUGACGGGAGCAAUCUCGAAGCCUUGACAGACACAAGUCAUGAAGGUUACUACCAGGCAUCCUUCUCAGCGAAAGCAGGGUACGCGCUGCUUUCGUACGAUGGUCCCAACAUUCCAUGGCAGAAGGUCAUCAGCACUCCGAGCAGCAAAGACGACUUCGAGAGCCUCGUGGAAGACAACAAAGAGCUUGCGAAGCGUGCCGCCCAGCAUGAGCUUCCCAUAGAGAUAUACUCUACCAUCAACGUCGACGGCUUCGACCUAAAUUACGUAGAGAGGCGUCCGCCUCACUUCGACUCCAAGAGAAGAUACCCCGUCCUAUUCUACCUCUACAACGGCCCAAUGUCGCAGCAAGUUGACAAGCGAUUCAGCGUCGAUUUCCAAUCCUACAUUGCUUCAAGCCUAGGCUACAUCGUUGUCACUGUCGACGGCCGCGGAACCGGGUUCCUAGGCAGAAAAGCGCGCAACAUUGUCCGCGACAACAUCGGCUACUACGAGUCGCACGACCAGAUCGCAGCUGCCAAGAUCUGGGCAAAGAAGAAGUACGUCGAUGAGAACAGGAUGGCUAUCUGGGGCUGGAGCUAUGGCGGUUUCAUGACGCUCAAGACGCUAGAGCAGGAUGCGGGACAGACUUUCAAGUACGGUAUGGCUGUUGCACCGGUGACGGACUGGCGGUUCUAUGAUUCAAUCUACACAGAGCGCUACAUGCACACGCCCCAGAACAACCCCAGCGGCUACGACAACGCGACCAUCUCAAACGCCACGGCCUUGAGCCAGAAUGUGCGCUUCUUGGUGAUGCACGGCAUCGCGGACGAUAAUGUGCACACGCAGAGCACGUUCGCGCUGAUUGAUAGACUUGACCUGGCGGGCGUGGAGAACUAUGAUGUGCAUGUGUUUCCGGAUUCGGAUCAUAGCAUUUACUUCCAUAAUGCGCAUAGGAUUGUGUACGAUAAACUCAACAACUGGCUUAUCAAUGCUUUCAAUGGAGAAUGGCUUAAGACGGAAGACCCGAUACCGCUAGCUCAGAUUGAUGGGAAGGUCAAGCUGAGGUAG